Messenger RNA from Trematomus bernacchii (emerald rockcod), 2003 nucleotides. RefSeq names its product biogenesis of lysosomal organelles complex-1, subunit 6, pallidin (gene bloc1s6). Gene Ontology annotation, cellular component: transport vesicle; extrinsic component of membrane; BLOC-1 complex. Bases 150 to 635 code for a protein of 161 amino acids. Lineage: Eukaryota; Metazoa; Chordata; Actinopteri; Perciformes; Nototheniidae. The transcript has 6 exons. The record is from RefSeq and is a predicted model, not a curated record. Gene Ontology annotation, biological process: intracellular transport.
GUUUUUUCCAGACGCAGCAACACAUCCAAACAUCUCUGCUGUUGUUUCUCUUUCUUGUGUGCGAAAAAACGGAACCCAUUACACAAAGUUACUGUUGAAUAGACAAGCAAUCAGUUCUGAAGCAGCCUGGGUCAACAGAGUCGUUGCAUAUGGAGGUAGAGGAGAUGGAAGAUGAAGGACCUCCACACAUUGCAGAGCUCCAGUUGGACUGUUUGGAGAGCCCGGCGCCUGUAGAGAACGUGUUUGUGGAUAAGAAAGCUGUGGACAAACUCACAGAGGGAUUACUCUCUCACUACCUACCAGAUCUACAGAACUCUAAACGAGCCCUGCAAGAGCUCACACAAAAUCAGGUGAUAUUGUUAGACACACUGGACCAAGAAGUCACCAAAUUCAGAGAUUGUAAUGCCUUACUGGACCUCAAUUCACUGUUUACAGAGGCAAAGGUUUACCACAAUAAACUGGUGAACAUAAGAAAAGAGAUGAUCAUGCUCCAUGAAAAAACAACUAAACUAAAGAAAAGAGCCUUGAAGCUGCAGCAGCAGAAGCAGAACGAGGCGCUGGAGAAGGAGCAGCAGCGUGAGAAGGAGCUCGAGAGAGAAAGGCGGCUUGUUGCCAAACCUGCGAAAAGAUCUUAGGAUCCCCGAGUAUGUCUGCUGAAUGAAUGUACAGGUGCUUUUGCAUGCCUUAGCCUAUUUAUUACAUAUCAACUAUACUACACAUGACUACUGCUGAACAUUUUCCAAAGCAAAAGUAUUUUAGACUUUUAAAAAAAUGAUAAUGUCUGAGCUUUUGGGCCUAUAUUUUACUGGAUACAGAGAGAGAGAGGAGAGAUUAGACACAGUUUAGUUUUCAACCAGGAACAUCCUGAUCACAUAUCCAUUUUACAUCUGUAGGACUGACCCCUCAUCAUUUUUACAUUUCAGAAUCAGUUUGACUGCCAUCCACUCAUUUUGGUACUUUAAUAAUAUCUACUUAAAACAUGCUCAAUACAUGUGAUCUAUUAUACCUAAAUUAUUGUUGCAUGUUUAUGCAGUUGACAGAGGUCACUCAUGUGACAUGUUUGCUCUGAAUUACUUCAAAGUACAACAGCAUUUUUUUUUAUAGCUUUAUUGCCUCUCUAACAUUGAAUUCUCAGCAGGUCAAACUCCACUGGUUUUGUUGUUAUAAAUAACGGCCAGGUGUACUACCUUUUAGCUACAAAAAUACUUUUGGUGGACAGCUUCUCAAAAUAAAUCAAAUAUAUUGGUUUGAAAUGGGGCUGAUAUAUUGCUUUAAAUAGAAACAUUAUUUUUUAUGAAACACCCUUCUUUAUACCUGCACUGAAUUAGAAAAAUUUGAUUUUUAAUGUGAAAGUCUAAAAAAGUCUUUAUAAAUUAAUUGAGAAAAAUCCAUUCCAAAAUCUUUAACACAAAUAAGAAUAGAGUGAUAUGCUUUGGGAUAUGGUUCACAUAAACAGUACAUGGUAAAUAGGCUAAAACAUGCAAUAAGCAUGGUAUGGUCUUUUAUGUUGAACAUUGCCAAUAUCACCACAAACCAAAGACCUGGACUGAAUCAUCCAAUGCUGGUACUUUUCACUAUCAACCUCUGGUGACACACAAACUGGAGCACUUCCCCGAGAGUGGAACAAAUCGCUCAAAGACACUUUAGCCGCCGUCAGACAAUUGCCAGGAGGAAAAUCAAUGUGGUUGCUGUCUUUUGUUAAAUAUUAAGUGUUAAUAUAAGUUGUUACAUGCCCUGUUAGUGUUGAAUGUUAUAAAACAGGUAUGUUGUUUGGAUAGAUCUGCACUAUACUGACUGUAUUUCUGGGAUCCAGAUGAUGAAUUUGUGAACGUAUGUACAACACUUUGCCCCUGCCACACACAGCAGCUGUUAAUUAAUAUGUUAAUGUGUUAUUUGUUAAUUAUAUUUGAUUUUUUUAGACCUCUCAAAAAGGCUUCUAUGCACUACUCGCGCCUGGAACUCCACUGUUUAUACAAUUCAUAAUAAAAUAACACAAACUGGUC